Molecule: messenger RNA, 918 nt
Organism: Triticum turgidum subsp. durum (durum wheat)
Lineage: Eukaryota; Viridiplantae; Streptophyta; Magnoliopsida; Poales; Poaceae
Source: the annotation of a GenBank genome assembly
AUGGAUCCGCUUGACGAGGAGUCCUUCUUGGACGAGCUCAUGCCGCUUCAACGGGAGGAGGCGCCGGCGCUGACUUACCAGGGCAGCAACGGCAUGAUGACGAUCAGCGACCUCCUCUUCUACGGCGGCGAGGCCUGCACUGCCGAGGAGAGCAGUAGCGUGGGCUUUGUCUGGCCAUUUCAGCAGCCCAUGCCGCCCUCGCCACCGGCCGCGCGUCCGCACCCGCCGAACCAGGAGUUCAACUUUAACUACCUGAGCGAAGUGUGCAACCCCUGGAGGAGCUACAUCCCUGACCCUCCUGCGGUCGUCCAGGCUGCUGCCGGCAAGGGGCCGCUCACUCUUCCCCUCCAUGACGCUCUUGCGAGCUCGUCAACGUUCGUGUUCGGGGGAGGGGACGGGGAGAGCUUGGGGAUGAGAAGCAUGCCGGCCUUCGGCACCCACCCAGAGAGCAAGCUCAACGCCGGAAGCGGAACUCCGUCAAAGAACCUCAUGGCGGAAAGGCGGCGCCGGAAGCGGCUCAACGACCGCCUUUCCAUGCUCCGCUCCACCGUGCCCAAGAUUAGCAAGAUUGGCGCCACGCCCGAGGAGCUGAACCUGCUCAAAAAUUUCUCCAGCGGUGGCAAUGAGGAGACGCCGACGAGGAGUUCCACCAAGGUAUGUGCAAACGUCGAGAACCGAGGCGGAGGCGACACGAAGAUUGAGAUCUUCUGCUCGACAAACCCCGGAGCGCUGAUCGCGACGGUGACCGCGCUGGACGUGCUGGGGUUGGAGAUCAAGCAGUGCGUCGUGAGUUGCUUCAGUGACUUCGCCAUGCAGGCCUCGUGCUCACAAGCGGAAGGGAAGAGGCAGGUGAUAAGCACAGACGAGAUCAAGCAGGCAUUGUUGAGGAGCGUAGGCUACGGGGGAAGGUGUCUAUAA